Messenger RNA from Benincasa hispida (wax gourd), 1805 nucleotides. Its product is annotated as RING-H2 finger protein ATL43. Lineage: Eukaryota; Viridiplantae; Streptophyta; Magnoliopsida; Cucurbitales; Cucurbitaceae. The record is from RefSeq and is a predicted model, not a curated record.
AUCAUCGGGAAAAAGAAAAGUGGGGAGGAGGAGUGUUAUAGUGAAAAUUGUUUGGCUUUGGCAAACUGAACCAACAGGGGCGGGGACCGAUCCAAUGGUCUGCUCUGUUGCACGCAGGACCCCAACAUCAGUCACGUGCUAGACAUGGGCGCCCUUCCCAAUUCCUUCUCCCUCUUCUCUCUGAUUUUCCUCUUCACUGCCGUCUCUCCGGCAGCUGCCACCGCCGGCGGCCCACCUCUAAACCUUAUCCUACCCCACCCUUUUCUGUAUCGCUUCAAGUCCUUAAAGGAAACUCUUUUUGUUGCUUCUCCUUCUCCGCCGCCACCGCCGUCCUUUCCCUCUGCUCCUCCUCCCGAGGAGAAGCCGGUCUAUUCUCCAUUCCGGCCGAGCAUGGCGGUGGUGGUGGGUGUUCUGACCACCACUUUCUCCAUCACCUUCCUUCUCCUUUUAUAUGCCAAGCACUGCAAGCGUGGGAAUGCGGUGGUGAUCGGUUACUCGAUGCGUCCCAAUACGAUGAUGGGUGUUCCGAGCUUCUCUACCAGGAAAAACUCCGGCAUCGACCAGGCCGUGAUCGAAUCGUUGCCGAUUUUCCGAUUUGGAUCGUUGAGUGGACAGAAGGAAGGCUUGGAAUGCGCCGUUUGUCUGAACAGAUUCGAGCCGGCGGAGGUUCUGAGACUUCUCCCGAAAUGCAAACACGCCUUCCAUGUCGAAUGCGUCGAUACUUGGCUCGACGCUCACUCAACUUGCCCUCUCUGUCGCUACAGAGUCGACCCAGAGGACGUCUUAUUAGUCGAAGACGUCAAUAUAUUUCUCCACAACCCACCACCUCUGCCGCCGCGGGAAUCGAAUUCCAAGGAUGUAGUGUUGAACUUAGAACAGGGGAGAAGAAGCAGCAAGGCUGGAUCCGGUAGAGUCUCCGGCAGACACUCGUCAGUCGGCGAGAAGAGAACAGGGGAGUCCAGUUACCGUGAUCCAGCAUUGUUGAGACGGUCACUCGACAGCAAGAGAACCGAAACGGUAGCUGUCGGAUGCUUCGAUCGGCACCGGAAGGACGGGCUACUAUUGCCGGAGGAGAAAACAAAUCAAAAUCAGAAUCAGAAUAGAUUGGAGCACAGGAUCAUAGUGUCGCCGAGGGUGCCGGUGAUGGUACAGGGGCAACAGACAUGGAGCGAUGUACAAGCUUCGGAUCUGUUGUAUCUACGGUCAGAAAUGAUAAUAUCUGACAGCCGUAGAUUUUCGGUAGCUUCAUUACCACCGGAAUUAAAGAGACAGCGACGGAUGGGGAUGAUGGGGAAGCAUGCCGGAAAAGGGGCCGGGAUGAUGAUGAUGGCAGAUGUGUAAUAAAUAACGGUGUCAGAUUCAGAAAUCACGGAUGAACGGACCCAACCCAGAGCUCCCACCAGCUUCUUCUAGAACAGAGCAACCAAAAAGAAAAAAACAGAGAGGCAUUAAAAUUUUCUGAACCAACCAACCACUGUAAUGGUGAUUGAGGGGUGAAAAUUACAGGUGAAGGGCGGUGGCGGCUGCGGCUGCGGCGGAGGAGAGGGGAUGGAACAAAAGGGAGAACGGUGGAGGGGGGGAGGAGAAAGUGGAUCUUGAAAGGGAAAUGGAGAGCAAAGGGAAAUUAAUUGGGAUCAGGAUGAGAAGAAAGGGAAUUUUGAUUAUAUAUGUUAAAAAGUAGAAAAUAUUUUUGUAGGGAAAAUAGUGUAGGAAGGGGAAGGAAUAACGAACCUAAGCUUUCUUUUUGGUUACAUAACAUCUUGUCCUAACUCUCCAGCUUUUGCUCUAUGAUGUGCUCUCUCUCA